Pomacea canaliculata is the source of this 1560-nucleotide messenger RNA. RefSeq lists its product as uncharacterized. The transcript has 6 exons. The record is from RefSeq and is a predicted model, not a curated record. Bases 27 to 1187 code for a protein of 386 amino acids. Lineage: Eukaryota; Metazoa; Mollusca; Gastropoda; Architaenioglossa; Ampullariidae.
GUAAGGCCUGGCACACAGUUUUUCGAAUGGCCUGCCUCUGGCGUCGCCGCACUUUUGUGUUUCCAGGAAGCAAGACGCAGCAGGUCUGUAAUGACGGCUUCCUCCGCGAGCACGGACAGCACGUGCAGCAUGUGAUUCUGGAGUUUGAAUUUCAGAACAAUGCGGCUCUACAGUGCUUCCAAGCGUUCAUCGACACAGCGAAUGAGUGCGCUGCUUUUCGAUCAAUCAAGGUUCGGCACCUUUGCUUCUCCUACCUGCCUAAGAGAUGGACCGCUUAUCGACCAAAGAUGGUGCAAGCCCUGUGUUUGCUGCUGAAACGGCAACCGAUGCUGCAAGAGGCCGACUUUUACCUCUGCCAGUUCACACACAACGAGGGUCUGCAGGUGCUGAAGGCUCUCACUGGUGACCUGCGUUUGAUGACCAGGCGGAAUAUCAUCACCCUCAAACUGGAACAGUUUUACGAUCCUCAGACACUUGACAUCAGCUUGAGGACCUUCACCGAGGUCAUGGGUCGCUUUUCCGCGCUCGCUUGCCUGUGUCUGGACCAGCACUACCUGUGUGAGGCCGUGCUGGACAAGCUCAUCACCGGCUGCGCACAAACGCUGCGCCACCUGGACAUUGUGAUGAACACGACGGUGGUGCACGCCAUCGACUCGCACACCUGGUCGCUCGCUGUCCAGCGGUGUCCGUCACUGACUGUCUCAGUGAGGUUAUAUGAUGUAUACACCUUCGAGGAGUACUCUCGUGUGCUCGUGGAGUCAAUGCCUUUGACCAGAGUGAGCUUUUGGAACACGAGCGGGAUUCCUGACAUAAGAUUUUCUGACGUGGCGCGUUUCCUCAGACAUGUCUGUGACAUUUUCUUCAACACCAUCGAGGUAGUGGGAGUAAGUGAUAAUAGUUGCCUGACGUUGGGCUUGAAGGCUGAGGGAUACCGUAAGAUGUGCAAGGCAGUUGUGAAGCUCAUCGAGACCAGUCUCCAGCUAAAGCGACUUUACUUGUGUAUUCCACUGAUGCCAGGGACACUGGACAAACUGUCACGUGUUCUAGCCGCCCGCGCACAGAAUGAAAUGAAACGACUGGAGGUGACGGUUGUGGUUGAUGAAGAGAUGAAUACAAAAUAUAUCGAGCAAAGAUGGCCGAGACUGCGUGCCUUAAGCUUCGAUGAGCUUCUUAUCGAUGACUUUUAAAAUUUUUAAAUAACUUUUUCUGUCUUUUUUUAGUCUGUUUUUAAAAGCAGAACUUAAAUGGCGGAUGAAGUCGACUACUUUAUACUGGAGAUGACAGCAAGUUUAUUUUUCACACUUGAACCGUUCUUCGACUUGCUGCUGCUAAUGAUGAUGAGAGAGACAUGACACACUCAGUGGAGUACGAUUACUAUUUGCAUGGAUCCACAUGCCCACCCACACACCCAGAUUCAUACAAAUACGCGGUUACGAUGAUUGCAAGAAGCUACAGCCGCAAGCUGCCUUGGUGUUCACUUGGAUGCAAAUGGAUCAACGCACGGUAGUGGCCAUAGCAACCAGCUAUUGACUUUCAAAUCUGUCCAAGAAAUAAAUAUAA